GCGCGUGCCCAGUUUUUCAGCGGCGCGCUCCCUGGUAGCUUUGUAAAAAACCAAUUGGAAAAUGGCCGCCGUAGCAGUGAUGAGCGAAAUGGGAGGUGAAGAGGAGAGAUUGUUUCUUAAAAAAACAAAAUCACUCGUUCCUUUUUUGAUGUGACAUGUGACUCCCCAAAGGAGAUUUUGCCAUCUUGCUUCUUCUGUAAAUCAACUCCAUCAGGAUUCCAUGGUAGCUGUGAUGUUAGGGCUCAGAGAGGAAAAGACAGAAAACCAAGAUCUAGAGGGACUCAAAGGCAGACCACUGAAAUCCACAAAAAUAAAAGAAAAAAAAGAAGACAAAGGAGAAGACAGGGAGAAAUAUGAUUUGCCACAUGCUUCUUCAUACCAGUUUUUUGAGCCAGCGGAAGAAGGGAAAUUGGAAACUUCAGAUAUAGUCAGGUCAUCUGCUGUUUCUGAAGUCUCUACCUCUCCCAAACAAAGACGUUCUAUCAUCAGAGAUAGAGGGCCUAUGUAUGAAGAUCCUACCUUACCUGAUGGCUGGAGUCGCAAACUUAAACAGAGGAAAUCAGGCCGUUCUGCUGGGAAGUAUGAUGUGUAUUUGAUCAAUCCCCAGGGAAAAGCCUUUCGAUCUAAGGUGGAACUGAUUGCAUACUUUGAAAAGAUAGGUGACACAUCUUUGAACCCAAAUGAUUUUGAUUUUACAGUAACUGGGAGAGGAAGCCCUUCUCAGCGAGAACAAAAGUCAUCAAAGAAGCCACAAACUACUAAGACUUUGGAAGCAAGAAGAGGACGAGGAAGACCCAAAGGAAGCAGCACAGGAAAAACUAACACAGAUGAUUCAGAAAGUGUUCAUAUUAAAAGGGUGAUAAAAAAGUGUUCUGGAAAGCACCUGGUCAAAAUACCUUUUCAGUCUUUACCUGGAGGGAAGGAAGAAGGGGCUACUACAUCCACCCAAGUCAUGGUAACCAAACAUGUUGGUAGGAAACGGGUAAGUGAGACAAAUCCCCAAAACAUUCCCAAGAAAAGAGGCCGAAAGCCAGGUAGUGGGUUGGCAAUCACUUCUGCUGAAGUCAAGAAGAAAACAAUUAAAGAAUCUUUCAUCAGCUCAGUAAAAGAAACUGUGUUGCCCAUCAAAAAAAGGAAGACUAGGGAAACACUUAGUAUUGAAGUAAAAGAAAUGAUGAGCCCCUUGAUCUUAUCAGCCAUAGGAGAAAAGAGUGGGAAGGGAGUAAAAGCUGGAAAAAGUCCUGUUUGUAAAAGUAAAGAAAGUAAAGGACAAUGCAUUAGUAGCACCUCACUUAUGAAAACAAAGCCCUAUUAUCAUUACUUAGAAUCAUCUCAGGAUCUUCCAAAUCCAUUAUCUUCUGAGAGUUCUAAGACUUCAGACUCCUCUGAGUCCAAGGACUUAAGCAACAAAGAUAAGAAAAUGCAAAAAGGAGAACUUAAAAGUGACAGCUGUAUAAAAGAGCCCAUUAAAACUCAUCCCACUCCUACUGUCACAGAUAAGUAUAAACACAAAGAAGGAGGCCCAACAAAAUUCAUUGUUUCAUCCUCUCUGCCAGGGACAAAUACAGAAGGUCCUGUGGGUACCCAGAUGUUUGUAACUAAGAAAAUUAGUUGAUUUUAAUUGAUAAAAAUUAAAAAAAAAAUAAAGGCAGCUUUUGUUUCCUCUUAUGGGUAGGACUGUGAUAAAACUUUCGAAGCUAAUUGAAAUAAAACAUUUUAUGUUUUUGUUUUCUCGAAUAGUUAGAAUUUUGUGGCUUCUGGGUAAAACUAAUUGUGGAUAAUUGUAUAAGUAUAGAUAUUAAGUUUUGCACAUUUGUAGUAGAGUACUCUGUACUACUGAUUAGUCUAAACAUUUCAUCAAACAUUUUGUCAUAUGCCAAUUCCAUCAUUCAUCGUAAGAAUAGAGUGGCAUAUAAAUUGUCAUUUGAAACAUUGAAAUAAAUUAGAGUAGUGGACCUUGUAUUUUUAGUACCAUUAAUGCACUGGCCUGGAAUUUUAAAUUGGUGUCAAAAAAAAAAAAAUAAGAUAAAGGUCAACAAUAAAGCCAACUAUUUGUUUCCUUCUUUCUCAGAAUUUUACAGAGAUUUUCCUUUUUUUAAAUCUUCAUUUGGUGCCCUGACCAGAAUAGAUCUUUUGGUGAGGCAUCAUGAAUUGACCUACAUUAACUAAUUGAAAUCUUAUGUUUUAUUUUUUAUUUAUUCAAUAGAUACUUGAGAUUUAAAAGACUCAUGGAGAAAUAGUGAAUCACAAAUGAAUUUUACCAACUUCUAAAAAAAGCCCAUAAAGAAAUGGUUAUUUUUUUUUCUAAUUGAAAAUUCAGAGAACAGGUGGGGGAUAUUUAGUUUAUUUUAAAGCAAUUUGAAGGAAUUUGUUUUCUUAUUCUGCUUAGUUUCAUUCAUUACAGUGGUAAAUUGGCAGGAUUUUCCUACCUUUGGGAAUUUGUAUUUGAAAUCUAACAGUUAUUUGUAUGCAUAGAAUCUCAUUCCCAUAUUCCCAUACCCUUUUUAGUUCUCACAUUUUCAGUAAAUUGCUUGUAACAUUCAGAUAAUUUGUAAAAUAAGGUUACUGCACUAUUCAUUGUAUCAUGAUUUUUGAUAGGAAAAAAGAUAGAAAAAGUAAAAUGUGGAUUAAAUUGUACUUUGCUUUAGAAAUAAUAAAUGAAGAUUGAGUUCAAAUGUGAUCAUUGUCAAGGUACACAUUCUUGUGUCUUCUACUAAACUAAAAAUCAUUGGAACAGAAAUGUGGGCUUCUAAUUACUUUAAAAAUAGUCACAUAUAGAUUUGGACAUAUAAUGCAGUUUUUAAUUAUCUAUGUUUUUAUUAUUUUGCAUUCUUUUUAAAAAUUAUUGCUCAUAGGGAUGAAAUGUAAAGAAAUAGUUUUCAUUGCCUAAUUUUUUCCUUCAUUUUUGAUUCUUGAUAGGAAAAUGUUCUUAGAAAGAACUUUGUAACUCUCUUCUUCAUUAUUUAAGGGGAAAAAAAUGUUUCAAAACUUUUCACUUUUGUUCUUUAAACAUUUUGAUUUGAUUUCUGAUGUUAAAUUCCUUGAAAGGACACUCAUUUUUGCACUUUUUCUUUUGAAACCCCUCUGACAUUGGAAAGAAUUCUAUUAACAUUAUUUAUUAGUAUAACUUUUGCUUGUUUUACUUUAUUCUGGUACAAAUUUUGAAUCAUGUCAAGACUUAUUACUGACUACAUUCAACGUAAUGUCAGAACAGAAGUGGUUUCUAUCGAUUCUUACUGAGAUGUUUCUUAGAUGUCACAUAUUAUUAAAAAAAAUUCUUAGUUGAAAUUAUGUAUUUUUUAAAAAGGCUUUUUAAAUUGAAUCCUUUAGUCUUUUUCCUAUUUUCCAAAUUCUUAAUCUGUUCCCCACCCUCUUUUUUAUAUUACUUUUCUUUAUGCCUUAUUUUAGUCACUUGAAAAUUUUUUCAUAUUCUUGCUGGGUCUUUCCUUUUUUCUAUCCUGCUGUUAAUGUAGCAAAAUGAUCAACCAGGCAAAGAAUUAUUUUCAUCCACAAGAUUUGCAAUAAUUGAAAAAUGCUAUUAAUUGCGGAGAAUAUGAAAUGCUUUUGAUUUAUUUACAAGAGAUCUUGUACCAAAAUCACAGUUAGUUUAAUAAUUAGAAUUUCUAAUAAUUUCUGACAUUAAAAAGAUUUGGCUAAGAGUAAAAAUUCAUGAGUUGGUUUCCUGGCAAGGAAUCAAUUCAUCUAGAAGUAAAAUUGGAAUUUAUAAAUAUGUGUAUUGUUUUCUGCUUCAUAAUGGUAUGUAUGUAUUGAAGUAGUGACUUGUAUUAACUUGUAAUCUUUCAGGCUUAUUCAUUGUAAUUUAAAAGUUAUUUUGUCAUUUUCAUUUCUAUUAGUAAUAACAAUUUUUUUUUUGGUUUUAGGUGAUUCUAAUGAUUCAGAAAGUUAAAAUAAUCUGACUUGGAAUUAACUUUGUAUGUCUUUGGAUGGCCAGAGACUCCACAGCUUAGAAUUUGCCCAAUAGUUUUUUUAAAUAAAUAAGGAAGCUGCUUUAGCAAAGUUAAUUUACACAACUAGUUCUGCUUUCCAAAAUUAUGGCAGAAGUUGUGUCACUUGGAGAAUUGAAAUGAAAGGAAUCUCUCUUGAAGUAGCAAUUAGAUUUAGAUUCAUUGAAGAUAGCCAGUAGAGAAAUUUUAAAAAUAGUUCUUGUAUUAUAAGUUUUAUGUUUUGAGCUAUAAAAUUAAGUAACGCACAAAAAACCAAAAAUAUAUUCAGGCUUUUUAAUGCUUACUAAUUUUGCCUCAUAAUAGUUGUCCUGUUUAUAAAUGUUAAUUAUAUCUUUUUCCUUCACUGUCUCUUUCCAUGUUUCUCUUCCCAUACAUUCCCCAUUUUCUUCUUUUAGAAACUUUUUGCCUUUCAAUUACUUUUGACUUGUCUGAUUCUCUAUGACCUCUUUUGGGUUUUUGGCGUGAUUUGCAAAUUUAUAAUUUCAUUUUACAGAUGAGAAAACUAAACAAACAGUAACUCCUGGGGUUAUGUUAUCACAAAGUAAUGUGUCUCAAGCCGCAUUUGGAUUCAGGCUUUCCAAUUCCAGACAUUUCCCUUGUACCCAUUGCCCAAGAACUUAAAGUGAAGGAAUUUAUAUUUAGGCUACUUCCCCCUCCCCCAGUUUAGAUGCUAUAUAUGUUUAUUUCAGGAAUGUAUUUCAAUACAUUCAGGAAAUGUAUUGAAUAUCUGAAGUGAUCCUUAGUGCAGUAAUAAUUACUAGAUAGCAGCAAAAAGCAAAUCUAGUAAUAAAAUCAACCCCAACAAUUCCAUACCAUACAUUAUGCAAAAAUUUCAAAAACUAUUUUUUGCUUGAAAUAGAUAUCUUAAUCAAUGGAUUUUUUUUUUACAACUAGUCAUUUCUCUUAUAGCAGAUAAUUGAAGUUUGGGGAAGUUUGAAUUCUUAUAAUCCAUGUUUGAUGGCUCUGUUUUUGUAUUUAAGCGAAUAGAAACUUAACUGCAUAUACUUUAUCUUCAGUAUUUAUAAUUUUACCCGAAAGAAUACAUAAUAAUGAAUGAACUGAAAAUGCUAUUUUUUUGGACACGAUAGAGAAAUGUAAAAUAUGAAAUAUAACUUUUUGAAUCAUUAAUACAGAGAUAAUGUAUCUUACUUUUAGUGUCAUGUAACAGUGUCAUGUAAAUGCCUAUUGUAAUAUUGUUCAGUUUUAAUUAUGGUAUAAUGUGCUUAGCAAAUUUUUGCUUUGAGAAAUAAUCUUUUGACCAUGAACUAUUAACUUAAAUAGACCAGAUAUCUGACACCCAAAUAAUAUAUGUAAUCUUGCAUUUACCUUAAGCACAGAAGUACAAAACAUGUUUAAGAGUUCAUAUGAAAAGUUAAAUGGAAUUCUUUUUGAAGUUUAUAAUCUUGGAAACAUGCUUUUGCAUGUCAUACACCAUAGUUAUAUUGUCUAUUAGCAUCAUACUCAUCACAUUUUGAUUGAGACACAUACAAAAAAGAUGAAUUCCAAAAGAGAAUAAUCAAAGCAAUUGCAAGUCUUCAUUUUCCAUUUCCACAAAGAACUUUUACUGGAUUUUAAUAUCCAAGAAAAUAUCAUUCCAAGUUCAAGAUCAAGUUCAAUUGCAAUUAUGUGUAUAAGAUUCUUUGAAAAUGGUAAGUUAAAAUGAAGUAUUUAAAUUAAAUUGGAAAUAGUUUCCUGAUAUUACUUUUUUGUUAAAAUUCUUACUGAAUUUUAGUGAAACUAUAUAUAAAGUGAAAUUGUAAUGAAAGCUUUAUUGAUUUUUGGUUUGUCUGAUUUCAGGCUUUCUCAUAAAAAAGUUGUACAUCCUAGAGAAAAAAAUUAGAUCAAGUUUUAAGUUUUGAUUAUCUUUUUCUGCUUUUAAAAUACAUAUCUAUGUAUGUGUGUGUGUACAUGUAUAGAUAUAUAAAUUCAUUCUGGUUGUAAUGCCAUUAAAAAAACAAGCUAAUUGUAAUUCUAUCUGUUGAUUAUUUAAAAUAUUUUCCUGAUAUUUGUAGCAUUUAGGAUAAAUAAAAGCAAAUUCUAAAAAUAAAAA
This is a messenger RNA of Antechinus flavipes (yellow-footed antechinus), 6015 nucleotides long. RefSeq names its product methyl-CpG-binding protein 2-like. Gene Ontology annotation, molecular function: chromatin binding; methyl-CpG binding; double-stranded methylated DNA binding. NCBI's taxonomy places the organism in Eukaryota, Metazoa, Chordata, Mammalia, Dasyuromorphia, Dasyuridae. Gene Ontology annotation, cellular component: nucleus; heterochromatin. The record is from RefSeq and is a predicted model, not a curated record. Gene Ontology annotation, biological process: negative regulation of transcription by RNA polymerase II. The coding region runs from base 221 to 1615 and encodes 464 amino acids. The transcript has 4 exons.